UGUGCCCCCGGUACUCCUGGAGAAGCUGUCAGGACUGGUGCUGGCUUUCUUACUGUGAAAACAGCAGGUUUGGUGAUCCGCUAGCAUGGACCAAGCUCCGCGGUGCCUGCGUCCUCGCUUGUGUGCCUCUGCCCGGGUGCUGCUUCGGGGAUCCCCUGGUUGGCGAGAGUGAUCAUCUGGGUCCAAAACUCCAGCUGCUUUUACAUGAAAGACCUUCAGCAGCUCUCCUGAUACUCUCUUUUUGGGCCUCUCCAUUCUUCAUCACUAAAGGGCUGCUAAUGGAUUAAGGACGAAGUUACACUGAGAGAGACAUUACUGCCUUCUAGAAAUACUGCAUCGCUUAAUUUUAAGCAAGCAUGUGACCUUCUGCUCCACUGCCACAGCAAAAGAAAGCGGUUAAAUGAGUCAACGGUGUUCACGCCCGCGGUGCCCCCAGCAGCGGCAGAGCCGGAGGGAGGCUGCGAGAACGUUCGAGCCGUGUUUCUCGAACAAUUGUAAGCAGACCCAUGGCAAUGCAAGCACAUAAACCUGCCCCAGCACCUGGAUUUUCAAACGUUAGCUAUGCGCCAGGAAAUCAAGUUCACUAUGACUACCCACAGCAUGCACCUGGGACUUACCAAGGUUUCACAGGUGCAGGGAGCUAUGGCUUCCACGGACAGGCCGUGGGAGUCCCAGCUGGACUUGCUGUUCCACCGAUCCAGAACCAGCCCAUCAUGAAGGAGGGGACAAUCUGGAUGCCCAUCCCUCCUCCUCUUCCCAACUGCCCUCCUGGACUGGAAUACCUCACACAGAUUGACCAGAUAUUAAUUCAUCAGCAAAUUGAACUUCUUGAGAUUUUGACUGGCUUUGAAACAAACAACAAAUACGAAAUCAAGAAUACGCUGGGGCAAAGGGUGUACUUUGCAGCAGAAGACACUGACUGCUGUACCAGGAAUUGCUGUGGGCCAUCACGACCCUUCACCCUCCGGAUUAUAGACAACCUGGGCCACGAGGUGAUAACGCUGCAGAGACCCCUCCGGUGUUCCUCAUGCUGCUUUCCGUGCUGCUUACAGGAGCUGGAAGUUCAGGCGCCUCCAGGAACACCAGUUGGUUACAUUGUCCAGAACUGGCAUCCCUGCCUGCCAAAGUUUACCAUUCAAGAUGAGAAAAGAAUGGAUGUACUGAAAAUUACUGGACCAUGUGUUGUCUGCAGCUGUUGGGCAGACAUUCAUUUUGAGGUGAAGUCUGUGGAUGAGACUUCUACUGUUGGGAGGAUUUCUAAGCAGUGGACUGGGUUUUUGAAAGAAGCCUUUACAGAUGCAGAUAACUUUGGAAUCACGUUCCCAAGGGACCUUGAUGUAAAAAUGAAAGCUGUCAUGAUUGGUGCUUGCUUCCUUAUCGACUUCAUGUUUUUUGAGCAUACUGGUGAUAACCAGCAGCGAACAGGAGUUUGGCAAUGAAAUCUAGAACUUUUAUAUAGAAGGAAGAAGAACAUAAAUCUCCGAACUUUCCAGUGGAUUGCAGAGCUCCAGUAAGAAUGUGAGAAAUAUACAUCUUGUGCUUGUAGUUAUAUUUCUAUAAGCGAAAAGCUUUAUGGUCUUUUUUUUUUUUUUUUGGUAAUCUGAUGAAAUAAUUUUUAGUAUUCAAAUAAGAACUCUUUUUCUGUACAGAUCAAUACUGUAAUUUACAGAAAUACAUAGCAACCUUUUUUUCCAAGAAAUUUGGAAUUGUAAAAUAACUACUUAUAGUUACUUUAAUUCCUAAAAAGAGGACUAUUUCUAUAUUCAGUAUUAGUAUAAGCAGUGAGCCUAAUAAAGAGGUCCCGAUCUUUGAUCUUUUCCUGUGUAUCCUCCUUUGGUAGUUUUGCCUUGGUGUUCACAUGCUGUUGUUUCCAACUUCUUAUCAAAGUUAUACAUUCAAAACAAAGUAAUCUAAGUGAACAGAACUAUCAGAAAUCACUGUAAAAUUGUAUUAAACUACUG
Messenger RNA from Gymnogyps californianus (California condor), 1961 nucleotides. It is a transcript of the gene PLSCR1, whose product is annotated as phospholipid scramblase 1. The record is from RefSeq and is a predicted model, not a curated record. The coding region runs from base 507 to 1439 and encodes 310 amino acids. The transcript is spliced from 12 exons. NCBI's taxonomy places the organism in Eukaryota, Metazoa, Chordata, Aves, Accipitriformes, Cathartidae. Gene Ontology annotation, molecular function: phospholipid scramblase activity. Gene Ontology annotation, cellular component: plasma membrane. Gene Ontology annotation, biological process: plasma membrane phospholipid scrambling.